Kalmanozyma brasiliensis GHG001 is the source of this 1152-nucleotide messenger RNA. Its product is annotated as Zinc finger, RING-like protein. The coding region runs from base 1 to 1152 and encodes 383 amino acids. Gene Ontology annotation, molecular function: ubiquitin-protein transferase activity. The transcript is spliced from 2 exons. Gene Ontology annotation, biological process: double-strand break repair via homologous recombination; DNA damage tolerance. Gene Ontology annotation, cellular component: Smc5-Smc6 complex; nucleus. The record is from RefSeq and is a predicted model, not a curated record. Lineage: Eukaryota; Fungi; Basidiomycota; Ustilaginomycetes; Ustilaginales.
AUGCUAGAGACGGCCGAGCAGAAGCUCGCCCGAGUCGCCUGGACGCAAUCCAUCAUCUCGCAUCGCAUCGUCCCCGCCUCCUUCGCUAAGCAUCUCUACGAGCGCUGCUGCACCAUCCUGCACAGCAGCUACAACGAAUCCACCUACCUGUCGAUGUACGAUGAGGCGGCACGCCAUCUGUCUGUGAUCUCGUUCGAGCUGCGAACGUUCAAGGACCAGUCUACGGGCGUGACAAUGUUGGCGCUGAUCAACACCAAGGCGGACACCUUCAUUCGCGGGGCGACGCGGUAUACGGCGAACGGGAUCAGCUACAUCCGCAAGCUGGUGGAGGAGAUCUUUCGGGCGAAGCGCGAGGCGUAUUCGAUUGCGAGCAUGGAAGCUGUGCGUCUGGGCGGAAAGGUCCGGCAGCAUCUGACGAGGGAUGCGACGGAAGAACUGUUGAAGAAUCUGGUCGAUCAUCGGUGGCUCGACUACUCGGCGGACGGCAUCUACACACUUUCAACGCGAACCCUGCUCGAGCUGCGCAACUACCUCCAGAGCGAGUUCGAAGAACACUACCACGCCUGCACGCACUGCAAGGACGUCGUGACGCUGGGCAUCGGCUGCUCGUACGCCUCUCGGGGUGGCUGCGACGUGAGGUUCCACUACCACUGCGCUCGGGCUACGAUCGGCGCCAAGGUGGAUGAUGAUGAUGCGCUGCAUAGGCUCGGAGGGAUCUGUGUGGGAUGCAGAAAGAAUUGGAAGUCCCGACCGAUCGGGCCGAGGGCGUUGGGGUUGACGGGUGGAGAGGAGGGGUGGGUGAGCUCCCAGGGCGAGGCGAGUCAGGAGGCGUCGGGUAGCGGCAGGCGCAGACGCCAGGAGGAAGAAGAUGAGGAAGAUGAAGAGGAUGAGGAGGAAGGGAACGCCAGCCCAGUCGAACGCCCACGACGCCCAGUCAAGAGGCAAGCGAGCGAAGAGGACGAAGACGAAGACGAGGAGGACGAGGAAGAGGAAGCAGACACAACCGCACGCAGACCAGGAUGGGUCAAGCCAGAACCGCAACACACACCCCAGGCUUCGCGCUCUCGACAUCGGCCAACCGAGCAGGAAGAAGAGGAGGACGAGGACGAGGACGAAGAGGUCGAUGUCAAGCUUCGCAAGCGGGCGCGUUGA